ACUUGUUAGUUGUUACAUGUAGUUCUGUAAAAUACGUCUUGCCCAUUUAUUUCAGUGAAUUUUCAUUUAGUGAUUGCUGUGUAAUUCGGAAUUACCAGAAUGUUGUUUAUUUGUUGUUGUUGAUGAUACCAUUUUGUCAUGGCCGAUACUGCAGGAUCAGAAAUCCUUAUCAGUGAGGCCGUAGCUGCCCUUGAAGAAUCUGGUUCUUCCGCGGAUACGGUUACUAGUCCACCUACCGCGGUUGUUCCUGCACCGAAGAAGUCCUGGGCCGCUUUGGUUCGCGGCCCGGACGAAGCGAAACCCUCUGCACAGUCUGUGCAGACGUCGGGGCAGUCAUCCGCUACAGCGAAGCGUCCUGCCGUAACACCAUAUGUUAUUACCUCCGAAGAAGGCAAGCAGCAGAGGGAACGCGAUAAACUGAUCAAUCUGGGUGAAUUGGUUGUUGGAAAGAAUCUGAUUAAUGUGGAAAUCAACCACCGCACCAUUUUCUUGACCCCACGGGGUAUGAUCAACCGUGGUAACGCCUGUUACGCCAACGCCGUUCUCCAGACGCUGGUAUUUUGUCCGCCGUUCUUUCGCUUAAUGGAAGCUCUGGAUGUGGAUACCGAGGAUUUUGAUCGACUGUAUGCCUUUCUUCCGCCGGUUACUGCGUGUUUUGCUCAAUUAGUAAAAGAGUUUAACAAAAUUCCGAGUAAUCUUGCCCGGAAAACCCAGCUUGGCCGUGAAGAGCCGCCGCUGGAUCCGAGUUUUGUGUACGAAACGCUGGAACGACAUGGAACAGCAUCGCAGCAGCAGAUGCUGAGCAAGGGAAAUCAGGAAGACGCACAGGAAUUUCUGAACCACGUAUUAUUGCUAAUACAUGAGGAGAUGGUUAAAGGUGUCGCCUCCGUGGAGAAAGUAUCCGGUCCCGAUAGGUAUACUGCAGAAAAUGGUUCGGAUGAAUGGACAAAUGUUGGAUCAAACCAAAAGAAAAGUAUUGUGCGAGAAUUCGCUGAUUUCACGGAUUCUCCACUGUCUCGAUUAUUUUGUGGUAAACUGAGGUCUAUCAGAAAGCAGCCUGGUGCUAAAGAUUUUGGGAGCGUUGAACCGUUUUUCAUGCUGGAUCUUCCUAUUCAGGAUCCAAGAGUGAGAACCGUUUUCGGUGCACUGGAACGUUUUAUGCAGCAGGAAAAUCUUCAUGGCUUUCAGGAUAGUAAGGGACGGACAGUGCCAGCUACUCGGCGAUAUCAGUUCGAGCAGCUUCCCGCUAUUCUGAUCUUGCAUUUGAAGUAUUUUGAAUUUUCUUCCAAUGGGGGUUUGGCGAAACUGCAGAAACCGAUGGAUUUCGAGCCGGUACUGCGGCUACAGGAGCGCUGGUUUGCUUCUGGUCAUUUCCAGCCGUCGAAAUCUGUGUAUAAGUUGUCAGCGGUUGUUUUUCACUAUGGCGAAGGAACAGAAAACGGCCACUACACAGCCUGCCUGUUUCAUCCAUCGAGUCAAGCGGGUUGGAUUGAAGCCAAUGAUUCCUUAAUUAGUGUUGUUAGCUUCGAUUAUAUGCGCAGAUCCCAGUUGCACAGAGUACCGUACUUGUUGUUUUACAGAAUGCAACCUGACUUUUAACGCUUUUAACUAUGUGUCUUUUGCACAGUUGUUGUAGGCUUCUAGCCAGUAGCUUCGGCGAAUGUUAAAUUCCAUAAUUAUCAGCAAACGUUUUUGCGGUCGACGGGUUUUUGCGUUUUUGCGGUUUUGCGAUAAUUCGACGGUUCAAAAUUUUCCUUUAAAGUGAAAACGGAUGGAUUUUUUUAAAUAAAUUUUAAUAAAUGAGUGUUCUCAACCCGUGAGGCUUUGAUCAGAAUACACAAACUGCUAAAAUAAAGAAACU
This is a messenger RNA of Paramacrobiotus metropolitanus, 1861 nucleotides long. RefSeq names its product ubiquitin carboxyl-terminal hydrolase 10-like. NCBI's taxonomy places the organism in Eukaryota, Metazoa, Tardigrada, Eutardigrada, Parachela, Macrobiotidae. Gene Ontology annotation, molecular function: cysteine-type deubiquitinase activity; cysteine-type endopeptidase activity. The record is from RefSeq and is a predicted model, not a curated record. Gene Ontology annotation, cellular component: nucleus; cytosol. Gene Ontology annotation, biological process: protein deubiquitination. The coding region runs from base 139 to 1599 and encodes 486 amino acids. The transcript is spliced from 2 exons.